AUGCAGUCUCCGCGGACGCCGACGCCGAUGUCGCCACGCGGUCGCAGUACCAUCUGCGGCUAUCUUCACAGGGUCUGAUCCCUUUCAGGAAUCCACAAAAAUAUAAAGAAAACAUUUUGGAACAGUCUUAGCUGUAAAUUCCUGUUGUGGUGAAUUAAAAUAGUUCAGGUUUUCCUUUUUUUUUUGUUUCAUGAUGUUCAGUCUAUUAAACUUCGUACGUCAAAACAUUCAAUUUCCAAAAAAAAAAGAAGAAUUUUUCCAUUAUGUUAUUUCUUUGUCGUGUAUAAGACCAAGGUUGCAAUUUUUUGUCGAGUGAAAAUCAAUGAUUUUUUCAGAUAGAAAUCCGUUCGAUAGGUCUGAUAACGCGACGGCGGUACUGGUUUGCGCUCUCUGACUCAUCUCCCUACCUUUAUUGGUACAAGGUCGAACAUACCACGAGGCCAAGAACGAAGAAUUCUUCUUUAGGAAAGCGACGACGUCAAGUCAGCAGGGCGAAUUUGUCUCAGUGGCGCCGCCUUCACCUACGAUCCCAAAGAGAAAGGCCGUUUCGAGAUCCAGUCAGGCUUUUCACCAUAAUAAUCGAAAAAAAGUCGAGUUUGCUCUGAACCUCGAAAACCCGCAUUUUGUAGUUGAAAAAGCUUGAGUUUUUUGAAUAUCUACAAAUUUUGAGCUUUUUUCAAUCUGGCUAGACCGAGAAAGCUUCACUAACAAUAAUGAAUACUUCUAUUUUCAUUCUCGGCAAUCUUUCUCUCGUAUUUUACAGAAUUCAAAAGACUGUAUCAAGUCUUUUAUAUAAAAUAAAUAGUCUUUUUUUCAACGUUUUGAAGCCCUGAUUUGAUCUCAGGCCUAUGGAUCCUUUGAUUUGCCCUUCGUCGGUUUGAAACUUUUCUUGCAGUGCAGUCAACGAGGUUUACAUUUUCGAGUGUUCCUCGGAUAAGCAACGCAACGAAUGGAUGCGGGUCCUGCAGGAGACUCGCAAAAAGAGCUGGUUCACCUCGCAUUCCUCCCACUCCGACGCCUCUUUCGUAGCUGCAAGUCUUCAAAGGAUCCCUAAUUUUUGCUGUCUCAGGACAUCACUGCUCUGACUCGAGCUCAUCCGUCGUGUUCAACUCCAACUCAAGAACUUCUGGCCACCUGCACUUCGCCUGUACCGCCUCCGAGAACUAAGAAGCCUGUGAAUGAAGCUGUCGAACAGGCCAGAAUGUCUCCGGAAAACCCUCCGAUUCAAGUUGAAGCCGGCGACGAAGUCGUGCAAAUUAUCAGCGAGGUUUGCGAAAAGUGAAGUACACGAGCGGAAACCAGAAAAAGGUUCAUUAGCUUUUCGGUAACUUGAAUAUAAUGGUAGUAGAGAAAAAUCAAAUGAAUCAAAAUAUAUCCUUUUCUAUUUCUGUUUCUGUAAUCAAAUGUAUUAUAUUCUAAAAAGGGCUUUCCUAGGGAAUGAGCGUCCGAAGCGAAGAGACGGACAGUGCCCACGAGGCGGGUUCCUUGUCAGAAUGGUACCUCGACCCCGACGGAAACCUCAACGACCGCAGUCUUGAAAUGCCCAAGGUCUUUGAAUCAGGCUCACGAUUUUAACGUUGACAUUCUCUGCAGAGAGUGGAAAGUCCCGAAAUGGUGGUCAAAAGACUAGCCGAAAAAACGAACGACAGCAUAGAAGCGCCUUUGAGAGCCAUCCGACGCAACAUCACCAACGCGUUCCGCAGCAACAAAAGCCAGAGCAUCGACGAGAGCAAGAAGGUUUCCGAGUCGUUGGAACCUGGAUUCCAUCGUUGCAGGGCAGUCUCCAACGGCGUCGGUGGUCGUGCCAGCGCGACAGGAAAGCAGCGAAGACCGUUGCAUCGAACUGACGGACCGAGUGGCGAGCCUCGAGGCCGUCGUCGACUCUCUCCGGAACGCCUUGGUCGCCGCCCAGCGCCAGAAUGAAACUCUCAAGCAUCUGGAGACGAUCGACGACGACGACGAGCUCCGCGGAUAUCUUCUCGAGAAGGAGCGACAUCUGACCGAGCUGCAGAUCAGCUGCAGUCAACAGGCUCGCAAAAUACGUACCAUGGAGGAUGAGACAAGGUUUGAAUGUCGGCGUUCAUUUUCCCUUAGCAUUUUUUGAAAGUUUGCUCGAAUACUUUUCAAAUCUCUAGCUGAACAGGAGAUUAUUUCUUUAUAUAGUCGCAGAAAAAUCGUAAUAUAAGAACAAUUGAGAGCUGGAAAAAAAGGACUAGGCCUGAUUCUUAGUUUUUUUUUAUUGUCCAAAUGCUUUCAGUCAAAGAGAAAUAAUGAAAAAAAAAACCUGAUUUUUCCACAUCUAAUUCCUCUUAUUUACGCAGAAAUUUCUUAAUCUCAAACAUAUGAAAUUUGUACGGCCAUCUAACACUAGCUCCAUUCCAAUAUAUCAACAGAUGUUUGACUCUAAAGAAUGUUUCAGGAAGUUGGAAGACACGAUAACGGACUUGCAACAGUCGGUGGAGGCGUUUCGCGAGUCGGUCCGCACGAAAGAAGAGCUCAUUCUGCGACUUUGUGAGGAAAAAGCCGAAGAACCGACGUCGUCUGCCACGUCGUCCGGAAAUGUCGAGAAGCUCUUGGGAGAUGUCGAAGUGCCCGAGGCCAUCCUGAUAGAUGUAGCUUCUGUGGACUGCGAGGAGACUGCCAGACGGUUAGUGUGUCUACAUCGUAGGUAUUUUUGACUCGCUAGGAAACUUUUUUACCUUCUGGUUGAACUUUCGAUAAAACUUCGCUGAAGUGUACUUUAGGACCCCCUAAUUGCAGAAAAAAAAAAUUUCGCAAUAGAUCUGGUUUUCGAGCUGUGGAGCUUCGAAGUCCGCAAAGCACGGGAAUUAUGGCAAGAAAAGCGCUAUUUCAAGCUUUUGAAGCGUCUUAACUUGAAAACGAGAUCUAUUGCAAGUCGAGAAUCUGAGACCCGAUUGUGCCAAAAAAAAAAAUGUCUCGGCUGUGGUAAAAAAUGCCAAAAGUUCUACCAACUGUGCUUAUACGGGAUUCAUACGGGCAAGCCCGCUGAGAGCCCGUGGUAACUCUAACCAGCAGGAGACUUCGGGGGAUUGUUAUCCUCGUAGGAACACUCGUUGGAGCAAGUUUACUCCUUCUAGAGUCAUAUGAGAUGUGGCCUAGGAAACCAGGGUAUUUUCUAACAUUUGUUAAUUAGUUUUUAUACAAAUUAUGAACUAUAUAACCUUCCAGGGGCACAUUUUGUAUUGUCCAAGGCCCAGGGAAACAUUCUGUCUCAAUUUCUCUUAUUUCAGGGUUUUCGAUGAGGAAAACGUGAAUGACGUCACCGAACUCAAGGAUUUGGUCGACGGCUACCGAGAUCAGAACCACUUCCUCAACAGUGAAAUCAUAGGUUUUCUUUUUUGAAUUACCGUUUCAAAAUUCGAUGUGUUAUCUUUUUUUGAACCUAAUUUUUCAUACCAUCGCCAAAAAGAUAUCUACAUGAAAGUUACGUUUCUUGAAAACCUAAUAUUUCAUUUCUUUUCAGAAAAAAAUAGUGGUUUUUUUGAUAAUUUUCUUUUGAAAGUGUCUACAUGAAAGUUUUUGAUGCCCUACAAUUUCAAAAGAAAAAUUUUGAUUCCAGAGCUGCAUGGAAUAGUUCAAUCAUUGGAAGAACGCGAAAAACGGCUGAUCCGACAAAAUUUUGACCUUGAGGCUUGCUAUUACCAACUGAAAAGUCGAUAUUUAAUGGUCCUCAAUCAUUUUAAGUCGCCCGAAAAACCAGGAAAAAGUUGGAAAUUUCUGUGGAUAUUGACAAAAUUGGUUUUAUCAGUAAUGGAGCCUGGAGUGUUGCGGGAGCUGCUCGAAGAGUCGGCCAGGACGCCGAGAGAAUCUCAGAGGAGUCUCACCGACCAGCUGGGGUUCUACCGGAAGGUUAUUUUCUUAUUUAGAAGGAACCUGGAGAAGAAGGAAUACAAUGUGCAACUAUUUCAAUAAGGAUCAAGAUGUUUAGAUUUCUGAGUUUUCCUGAUUUGUUGUUAAUACGAAGAAAAAUCAUACUGUAUUGUGCAUACUGUUAGACAUAGAGUUUGCUGUAAAGUCGCUCAUUCCCAAGGACGACGCUUUAAAACGAGAAAAUGAAAAAAGGAAAUCAAGUGAGGAUUUUUUGAAGUCGGCUUCUAAUUUUUCUUUCUCUGAACUUCGCAGGUAUAUCUCAUAGCUGUACUUUUAAGGAGAAGAAAGCGGAAGAUGAGGAUCUCCUCGACACAGCCGCUUCUUACAUGGAGAAGGCUAACGAACUCAUGGAAGCGACUCGACUUGUCAGUUCUAGUUUCUGGAUCCAUGAAUCGGGAACCUAACAAGCAACGGAAAAUGAAGAAGGAGUUUGAAGGAGCAGAGCGAGGAGUACAUGAAGUGGCUGCAGUCUUGGGACGCCUUCCUCGUGAAUCAUUCAUCGUCGCGACAGCUCCUCGCCUCUUCGCCCGACCUCAAACUUCUCAUUCGAACUGGAGUUCCGCCUGCCUACCGCGGUCGCGUUUGGAAAAGGUCUUCCGUGGCUAAUAGUGGCUAAUAGUGAAGGAUUGUUGUUUCAGCCUAGUGAGUUUCUCGGUGAAAGAGAAACAGUCGGAGCUGGGCAACGGCUACUACGCUUGUAUGCUGAGGAAGGCGAGUUCUCGCAAGAACGACGGGGUCUACGACGCCGCCAUCAAGCAGGUUCCAAGGGCUCCGACUCCAGUCGCAACUGUGGCGCUUCAGAUCGACCUGGACUUGGCGCGGACCUUGCCGACCAACAAACACUUCGACGAGCCUGACUCGGCCAACAUCGAACGUCUUCGAAACGUUCUCUAUUCUUUCCGCUACCACAACUCCCAUGUCGGCUACUGCCAGGUAACUGUGCACAUUUCGGGAUGAAACUAGGGAUUUGGAGGGCCUGAACCGAUUGGCGGCCAUCGCUCUACUUUAUUUGGACGAGCAGGACUCGUUCUGGUUCCUCGUCGCCUGUGUGGAGCAUCUACAGCCCGAAGGUUACUACACCAGUUCCCUCGUGGGAGCCGUCGCUGAUCAAAAGGUUUGGUUGGUUGCUGCAUUUUUAUUUUUAAAGCUUUCGACACUUAUUUUUUGGAGAUUUUUGAUUUUUCAAAGAACUUUCAAACUAAAGCAAGAUGACCUUUUUACAAAGGGACUCUAGUAAACUUUCCUAUCUAUUUUUGUUACCUCGUAGAAAAACUCGAACCAAUUUUUCAAUUUUUUGAAAUUAUUGUUUCAUAAUUUUAAUAGGUCCUUCGCGACCUUGUGGCCGAAAAGCUUCCCAAACUGGCAGCCCAUCUACGAAGUUUAGAGGUGAGUCAGUGACAAUUUCAGUGGUAAUGAACGUAUUUUCCAACAGGUGGAUCUGUCUCUAUUCGCUCUUUGCUGGUUUCUGACCUGUUUUGUGGACGUUUUGCCGCACUCUAUCUAUUUGAAUAUCUUCGAUGUUUUUCUAUAUGAAGGCAAUAAAGUAGAGUUCUUAGUCUUAGAAUGUUUCUCACGGUUUUCAUUUCCAGGUACUUUUCCGAUUCGCUCUCGCACUUUUGAAGCUUUGUGAGCCUCAUGUACUACAGUGCAAAACAAUUGGUUAGUUUCGAGAAUUUUCAGACUCAUUAUCAUUUAUAGAUUACCUGCAUUAAGAUUUAAUUUCAUUCACUUUGUAGGGACAGUACACGCCUGUCUCAGUCGCUCCUCCGAGUACAUUCCUGACUUCAAAUCUUUAUCUCAAGUAAGAAAUCGAAAACAUUUUCUCCUAAAUUGGUUUUUGAACUUUUCCUGAAUGUUUUUUUUUUGACUUUCAAAGGAUGUCAGACGAAUAUCUAAGCUGAUAAAACCUCAAAAGUUCAAUCGAAAAUUACCUUUUUUUACUUAAAAAGAUCCCAAUAUAUCAUGAAAAUUUCUGGUUACAAUUCUAAUUUUUCAGCAAGUUUUUUUGAAUUAUUCUGUAGAAAAAGGUUUCAGGUCGCGUUCAACGAGUUGAACCCAUUCCCACAAAAAUCAAUCGAAAGCAAACGUAGCAUGUACUUGGCCCAAUUGAAGGUUUGUGCAAAAAGUUAGCCUACUUGAAAUAUCAAGUUACACGAAGAAUCACCCAGAAAUAUUCAAAAAUUUCAGGACCAAGGUCAUGGAUAA
Molecule: messenger RNA, 6096 nt
Organism: Caenorhabditis auriculariae
Lineage: Eukaryota; Metazoa; Nematoda; Chromadorea; Rhabditida; Rhabditidae
Source: the annotation of a GenBank genome assembly